AUUUUUUUUCCCUAUCUUUCUUAAGCUGUCGCCGUGCACACCUUGCGGAUAAGCCUUGGAACUGCGCCAUGUUUCCGAGGUUUUUAAGGAAUUAAAGUUAUUUUCUUUUUAUUUUCAUUAUUGUUCUUCUUUUUUCGCCUGCUUUAUACAUUCAAGACCAACCAAAAAUUCGACACCACUCUCCUUCCAUUUCUUAGCAUCUAAUUCCAACCUCUGUCCCCUAAACUUUAACAAAGCACCCAGAAUGAUUUUGUUCUUUUUUUCUUAGCCAUAAACAUAUUAGGCACCGUUUUCAUCGUAUUGUGAUUUUGUCUAGUCGAAAUAAAUAGGGAAGCUUGCAGUGCAAAGGGUAUGUCUAUUAUAGGCGCAUAUUCACAUUUUCUAUACAAAGAGGUUUACCCGAGAGAUCAACAGUACUUGGUAAGUGGCAGGGGCUACCUGUUAUCACGCAAGAGUGGUUGUGGGAAUAUAUGGAUUGAAAGCAGAAACAGAGAACGCAAAAUUAGAGGGAGGAAUUUGAGGGUGGAAGCUAUGUGGCCAGAUUUGUCAAGACCAAGUGCAGUAGAGUUGGAAGCCAUUAAUGACUCUGAGCAAAUGGAUCAAAUUCUAGUUCAUGCUCAGCAAAACUCUCAACCUAUCCUCGUUGACUGGAUGGCUGCAUGGUGCCGGAAAUGCAUCUAUUUGAAGCCCAAGUUGGAAAAAUUGGCCGCUGAAUUUGACACCAAAGUCAAAUUUUAUUACGUGGACGUGAAUAAAGUACCUCAGUCUCUAGUCAAACGUGGAAACAUCUCUAAAAUGCCAACAAUUCAGCUGUGGAAAGAUGGAGAGAUGAAAGCAGAAGUCGUUGGAGGCCAUAAGGCCUGGCUAGUCAUUGAAGAAGUCAGAGAUAUGAUCCAAAAGUUUAUAUGAUACAUUCUUCUGUUAUAUAUUUCCCUCUUGCCCCAGAAUACCAAAAAAGUUAAUAUUUAAAAAAAAUAAUCUUCUAAUGUUUUUAUUUUUAUCUUUCUUUAUGCUGGCCACCACGUGUAACUGUGUAUCAUAUAUUAGUGGAACUCUCUCCAAUAGCCAAAACAAAUUGAAGAGGUGUUUUAUGUUUUAUACGAAGAAAGACUAGAAUAUAUU
Messenger RNA from Gastrolobium bilobum, 1122 nucleotides. RefSeq names its product thioredoxin-like 3-1, chloroplastic. NCBI's taxonomy places the organism in Eukaryota, Viridiplantae, Streptophyta, Magnoliopsida, Fabales, Fabaceae. The coding region runs from base 352 to 909 and encodes 185 amino acids. Gene Ontology annotation, cellular component: chloroplast stroma. The transcript is spliced from 5 exons. The record is from RefSeq and is a predicted model, not a curated record.